UCAUGAUUUUUCUUCUGGCCAACCUUCCAUUUUUGAAGCAAAUAAUUUGGAUCCUGCUGCAUCAUCAACUAAUCCAAACAGCACAUCUCAUGCUAAUGAACUUAGAAGAUCAUGCAGGCAAAGAAAACAGCCAUCCUAUUUGCAAGAGUAUCAUUGCAUGCAGGUCAAUGUUUCGGCUCAGCAAUCUCCAACUUCCUUUGAAGUGAAGUAUCCAAUCUCUGACUAUGUAUCUUACAACGCAUUGUCAAUAAGGCAUAAAGCUUUUUCAGCUACUAUAUCCUCCACCACAGAACCAAGAAGUUAUGAAGAGGCCAUCCUCUAUGAUAGCUGGCGUAAGGCAAUAAGUGCUGAAUUGAAUGCUCUUGAGGAGAAUAAAACAUAGAAACUGACUUCUCUUCCUUUUGGAAAGAAGGCAAUUAGUUGCAAAUGGAUUUUCAAGAUCAAGUUCAAACCCAAUGGUGAGGUAGAACGCUACAAGGCAAGGCUCGUUGCAAGAGGCUUCACUCAAACGGCAGGUUUUGACUACUUUGAUACCUUUAGUCCAGUCAUCAAACUCACUACUUUAAGAAUGCUUUUGGUUAUUGCUGCUACUAAAGGAUGCUAUGUCAAUUCUGCUUUUCUCCAUGGAGAUUUACCAGAAGAGGUGUAUAUGAAACCUCCAUUAGGAUUGGCAGUGCCAGCUGGUUCAGUUUGUAAGUUGGAAAAAUCAUUAUAUGGUUUGAAACAGGCUAGUAGACAGUGGCAUCAGAAGUUAUGUUAUGUUCUCAUUGAAGAUGGAUAUACUCAAUCAAAAUCAGACAGUAGUUGUUUGUUCACUAAACUAUCUGAUUCAGGCUUCACAUGUAUCCUUGUUUAUGUGGAUGACCUAGCAGGAGAUGAUUGGAGAGAAAUUGCAAGGAUUAACCAGCUCUUGGAUAACAAAUUUAAAAUUAAGGAUCUUGGUGAUUAAAAUUUUUUCUUGGUUUGGAAAUUGCCAGAAGUCAACAAGGCAUUGCCAUGUAUCAACACAAAUAUACACUUGACUUGCUUGAUGAGUUUGGGUUGAUGAAUGCAAAACCAGCCUCCACGCCAAUAGAUUAUACAAGUCAUCUAUCUAAAUCUUCAAGAACUUCUCUUGAUGAUGUUGCACCUUAUAGACGGCUAAUUGGACGUUUAAUUUACCUCACCAAUACACGGCCGGAUAUAUGCUUCGCAGUUGGUAAACUCAGUCAGUUUUUAGAUUGUGCCACAACAAAACAUUUUCAAGCUGCUCUGCAUGUGCUUCGAUAUCUUAAAGGUGCUCCGGCCAAGAGAGUAUUAUUUUCCACCUCCAACAAUCUCACACUCACUGCCUUCUCUGACUCAGAUUGGGGAGCUUGUCCAGACACUAGACUUUCACUAUCUGGAUUUUGUUUCUUUCUUGAAAAGUCAUUGAUUUCUUGGCGAAGUAAGAAGCAACACACCGUAGCUCGCUCCUCGGCUGAAGCUGAAUAUCGAGCCAUGGCUCUUGCCACUUGUGAGGGAGUGUGGCUCUCUUACUUGUUGAAAGACUUUAGAAUACCUCUCUCUCGUCCUAUUGUUAUGUACUGUGACAAUCAAUCCGCUCUCCAUAUCGCUGCUAAUCCAGUCUUUCACGAAAGGACUAAGCAUAUAGAGAUUGAUUGUCAUACUAUUCGUGAUAGAGUUCAGGAAGGACUGAUUAAGCUUCUUCCAGUUUCUUCAACAAAUCAAGUUGCUGAUAUCCUAACCAAAUCACUGUCACCUAAAAGUUUCUUCUCUUGUAAUGCCAAACUGGGUCUCAUCAAUUUUCAUGUGCCCCAGCUUGAGGGGGGAUGUAAUUGAGGUUAUAUAUUAAAUAGUAUUUUAUUUUAUUAAUUAGGUACUUCUUAGGUACUC
Messenger RNA from Arachis ipaensis, 1875 nucleotides. The record is from RefSeq and is a predicted model, not a curated record. NCBI's taxonomy places the organism in Eukaryota, Viridiplantae, Streptophyta, Magnoliopsida, Fabales, Fabaceae.